AUGCAGCCUUCAGAGUUCGACAAUGGCGAAUCUAUCAACUUGGAGGAGUACACGGCAUCAGUGAUCAGCUACAUCGGCAAAUGCAUCGAUGGCAUACGACUCAUUGGUGGCACCGACUCCUGCUCUGGUAGAGUGGAGAUCCUGCAUGAUGGCCAGUGGGGAACAGCGUGUGAUGAUGACUGGGACCUGAAAGAUGCAGAGGUGGUGUGUAGACAGCUUGGAUGUGGUAAAGCGGUCACCGCUCAUCAAAAUGCCCACUUUGGUCAGGGAAGUGGCCCAAUAUGGCUGGAUGAUGUUCAGUGUUCUGGAAGUGAAAGCUCCAUCACACAGUGCUCUCAUAGAGGAUUUGGAUCACACAACUGCAACCAUGGUGAAGAUGCUGGUGUUUCUUGCUCAGACUCGUAUUUGGCUUAUGGCGCUAACAUACGAUUCAUUGGUGGCACCGACUCCUGCUCUGGUAGAGUGGAGAUCCUGCACAGUGGUCAGUGGGGAACAGUGUGUGAUGAUGACUGGAACCUGAAUGAUGCAGAGGUGGUGUGUAGACAGCUUGGAUGUGGUAAAGCGGUCACCGCUCAUCAAAAUGCCCACUUUGGUCAGGGAAGUGGCCCAAUAUGGCUGGAUAAUGUUCAGUGUUCUGGAAGUGAAAGCAGCAUCACACAGUGCUCUCAUAGAGGAUUUGGAUCACACGACUGCAGCCAUGGUGAAGAUGCUGGUGUUACUUGCUCAGGUACAGAAAAGCAGAGAAUCAGCUCCAAUGGCGCUAACAUACGACUCAUUGGUGGCACCGACUCCUGCUCUGGUAGAGUGGAGAUCCUGCAUGAUGGUCAGUGGGGAACAGUGUGUGAUAAUGACUGGGACCUGAAUGAUGCAGAGGUGGUGUGUAGACAGCUUGGAUGUGGUAAAGCUGUCACCGCUCAUCAAAAUGCCCACUUUGGUCAGGGAAGUGGCCCAAUAUUGCUGAAUAAUAUUCAGUGUUCUGGAAGUGAAAGCAGCAUCACACAGUGCUCUCAUAGAGGAUUUGGAUCACACAACUGCAACCAUGGUGAAGAUGCUGGUGUUACUUGCUCAGGUACAUGUUGUAAGAUUAUGCGACUCAUUGGUGGCACCGACUCCUGCUCUGGUAGAGUGGAGAUCCUGCAUGAUGGUCAGUGGGGAACAGUGUGUGAUAAUGACUGGGACCUGAAUGAUGCAGAGGUGGUGUGUAGACAGCUUGGAUGUGGUAAAGCUGUCACCGCUCAUCAAAAUGCCCACUUUGGUCAGGGAAGAGGCCCAAUAUGGCGGGAUGAUGUUCAGUGUUCUGGAAGUGAACGCUCCAUCACACAGUGCUCUCAUAGAGGAUUUGGAUCACACAACUGCAACCAUGGUGAAGAUGCUGGUGUUACUUGCUCAGGUACAGAAAAGCAGAGAAUCAGUAACAUACAACUCAUUAAUGGCACCGACUCCUGCUCUGGUAGAGUGGAGAUCCUGCAUGAUGGUCAGUGGGGAACAGUGUGUGAUAAUGACUGGGACCUGAAUGAUGCAGAGGUGGUGUGUAGACAGCUUGGAUGUGGUAAAGCGGUCACCGCUCAUCAAAGUGCCCACUUUGGUCAGGGAAGUGGCCCAAUUUUGCUGAAUAAUAUUCAGUGUUCUGGAAGUGAAAGCAACAUCACACAGUGCUCUCAUAGUGGAUUUGGAUCACACGACUGCAGCCAUGGUGACGAUGCUGGUGUUACUUGCUCAGGUACAUGUUGUAACAUACGACUUAUUGGUGGCACCGACUCCUGCUCUGGUAGAGUGGAGAUCCUGCACAGUGGUCAGUGGGGAACAGUGUGUGAUGAUAUCUGGGACCUGAAUGAUGCAGAGGUGGUGUGUAGACAGCUUGGAUGUGGUAAAGCUGUCACCGCUCAUCAAAAUGCCCACUUUGGUCAGGGAAGUGGUCCAAUAUGGCUGAAUAAUAUUCAGUGUUCUGGAAAUGAAAGCUCCAUCACACAGUGCUCUCAUAGAGGAUUCGGAUCACACAACUGCAACCAUGGUGAAGAUGCUGGUGUUACUUGCUCAGAUGAUAUUAACAUACGACUCAUUGGUGGCAACAACAACUGCUCUGGUAGAGUGGAGAUCCUGCAUGAUGGUCAGUGGGGAACAGUGUGUGAUGAUGACUGGAACCUGAAUGAUGCAGAGGUGGUGUGUAGACAGCUUGGAUGUGGUAAAGCGGUCACCGCUCAUCAAAAUGCCCACUUUGGUCAGGGACGUGACCCAAUAUUGCUGAAUAAUGUUCAGUGUUCUGGAAGUGAAAGCAGCAUCACACAGUGCUCUCAUAGAGGAUUUGGAUCACACAACUGCAGCCAUGGUGAAGAUGCUGGUGUUACUUGCUCAGAUGGCGCUAACAUACGAUUCAUUAAUGGCACCGACUCCUGCUCUGGUACAGUGGAGAUCCUGCAUGAUGGUCAGUGGGGAACAGUGUGUGAUAAUGACUGGGACCUGAAUGAUGCAGAGGUGGUGUGUAGACAGCUUGGAUGUGGUAAAGCAGUCACCGCUCAUCAAAAUGCCCACUUUGGUCAGGGAAGUGGCCCAAUAUGGCUGAAUAAUAUUCAGUGUUCUGGAAGUGAAAGCAACAUCACACAGUGCUCUCAUAGAGGAUUCGGAUCACACAACUGCAGCCAUGGUGAAGAUGCUGGUGUUACUUGCUCAGGUACAGAAAAUCAGAGAAUCAGUAACAUACGACUUAAUGGUGGCACCGACUCCUGCUCUGGUAGAGUGGAGAUCCUGCAUGAUGGUCAGUGGGGAACAGUGUGUGAUGAUGACUGGGACCUGAAUGAUGCAGAGGUGGUGUGUAGACAGCUUGGAUGUGGUAAAGCUGUCACCGCUCAUCAAAAUGCCCACUUUGGUCAGGGAAGUGGCCCAAUAUUGCUGAAUAAUAUUCAGUGUUCUGGAAGUGAAAGCAACAUCACACAGUGCUCUCAUAGUGGAUUUGGAUCACACAACUGCAGCCAUGGAGACGAUGCUGGUGUUACUUGCUCAGUCUCGUUUCCUCGUAACAUGCGACUCAUUGGUGGCAACAACAACUGCUCUGGUAGAGUGGAGAUCCUGCAUGAUGGUCAGUGGGGAACAGUGUGUGAUAAUGACUGGGACCUGAAUGAUGCAGAGGUGGUGUGUAGACAGCUUGGAUGUGGUAAAGCAGUCACCGCUCAUCAAAAUGCCCACUUUGGUCAGGGAAGUGGCCCAAUAUGGCUGAAUAAUAUUCAGUGUUCUGGAAGUGAAAGCAACAUCACACAGUGCUCUCAUAGAGGAUUCGGAUCACACAACUGCAGCCAUGGUGAAGAUGCUGGUGUUACUUGCUCAGGUACAGAAAAGAACGUACGACUCAUUGGUGGCACCGACUCCUGCUCUGGUAGAGUGGAGAUCCUGCAUGAUGGUCAGUGGGGAACAGUGUGUGAUAAUGACUGGGACCUGAAUGAUGCAGAGGUGGUGUGUAGACAGCUUGGAUGUGGUAAAGCAGUCACCGCUCAUCAAAAUGCCCACUUUGGUCAGGGAAGUGGCCCAAUAUUGCUGAAUAAUAUUCAGUGUUCUGGAAGUGAAUGCAACAUCACACAGUGCUCUCAUAGAGGAUUUGGAUCACACAACUGCAGCCAUGGUGAAGAUGCUGGUGUUACUUGCUCAGGUACAGAAAAGCAGAGAAUCAGUAACAUACGACUUAUUGGUGGCACCGACUCCUGCUCUGGUAGAGUGGAGAUCCUGCAUGAUGGUCAGUGGGGAACAGUGUGUGAUAAUGACUGGAACCUGAAUGAUGCAGACGUGGUGUGUAGACAGCUUGGAUGUGGUAAAGCUGUCACCGCUCAUCAAAGUGCCCACUUUGGUCAGGGAAGUGGCCCAAUAUUGCUGAAUAAUAUUCAGUGUUCUGGAAGUGAAAGCAACAUCACACAGUGCUCUCAUAGUGGAUUUGGAUCACACAACUGCAGCCAUGGAGACGAUGCUGGUGUUACUUGCUCAGGUACAUGUUGUAACAUGCGACUCAUUGGUGGCAACAACAACUGCUCUGGUAGAGUGGAGAUCCUGCAUGAUGGUCAGUGGGGAACAGUGUGUGAUGAUAUCUGGGACCUGAAUGAUGCAGAGGUGGUGUGUAGACAGCUUGGAUGUGGUAAAGCGGUCACCGCUCAUCAAAAUGCCCACUUUGGUCAGGGAAGUGGUCCAAUAUGGCUGGAUAAUGUUCAGUGUUCUGGAAGUGAAAGCAACAUCACACAGUGCUCUCAUAGAGGAUUUGGAUCACACAACUGCAACCAUGGUGAAGAUGCUGGUGUUACUUGCUCAGGUACAGAAAAGCAGAGAAUCAGUAACAUACAACUCAUUGGUGGCACCGACUCCUGCUCUGGUACAGUGGAGAUCCUGCACAGUGGUCAGUGGGGAACAGUGUGUGAUGAUGACUGGAACCUGAAUGAUGCAGAUGUGGUGUGUAGACAGCUUGGAUGUGGUAAAGCUGUCACUGCUCAUCAAAAUGCCCACUUUGGUCAGGGAAGUGGCCCAAUAUGGCUGAAUAAUGUUCAGUGUUCUGGAAGUGAACGCUCCAUCACACAGUGCUCUCAUAGAGGAUUUGGAUCACACAACUGCAACCAUGGUGAAGAUGCUGGUGUUACUUGCUCAGGUACAGAUGUCCUAGAUGGCGCUAACAUACGAUUCAUUGGUGGCACCGACUCCUGCUCUGGUAGAGUGGAGAUCCUGCACAGUGGUCAGUGGGGAACAGUGUGUGAUGAUGACUGGGACCUGAAUGAUGCAGAGGUGGUGUGUAGACAGAUUGGAUGUGGUAAAGCGGUCACCGCUCAUCAAAAUGCUCACUUUGGUCAGGGAAGUGGCCCAAUAUGGCUGGAUGAUGUUCCGUGUUCUGGAAGUGAACGCAGCAUCACACAGUGCUCUCAUAGAGGAUUUGGAUCACACAACUGCAACCAUGGUGAAGAUGCUGGUGUUACUUGCUCAGGUAACAUACAACUCAUUAAUGGCACCGACUCCUGCUCUGGUAGAGUGGAGAUCCUGCAUGAUGGUCAGUGGGGAACAGUGUGUGAUAAUGACUGGGACCUGAAUGAUGCAGAGGUGGUGUGUAGACAGCUUGGAUGUGGUAAAGCUGUCACCGCUCAUCAAAGUGCCCACUUUGGUCAGGGAAGUGGCCCAAUAUUGCUGAAUAAUAUUCAGUGUUCUGGAAGUGAAAGCAGCAUCACACAGUGCUCUCAUAGUGGAUUUGGAUCACACGGCUGCAGCCAUGGUGAAGAUGCUGGUGUUACUUGCUCAGGUACAUGUUGUAACAUGCGACUCAUUGGUGGCAACAACAACUGCUCUGGUAGAGUGGAGAUCCUGCACAGUGGUCAGUGGGGAACAGUGUGUGAUAAUGACUGGGACCUGAAUGAUGCAGAGGUGGUGUGUAGACAGCUUGGAUGUGGUAAAGCUGUCACCGCUCAUCAAAAUGCCCACUUUGGUCAGGGAAGUGGCCCAAUAAUGCUGAAUAAUGUUCAGUGUUCUGGAAGUGAAAGCAACAUCACACAGUGCUCUCAUAGAGAAUUUGGAUCACACGACUGCAGCCAUGGUGAAGAUGCUGGUGUUACUUGCUCAGAUGGCGCUAACAUACGACUCAUUGGUGGCACCGACUCCUGCUCUGGUAGAGUGGAGAUCCUGCAUGAUGGUCAGUGGGGAACAGUGUGUGAUAAUGACUGGGACCUGAAUGAUGCAGAGGUGGUGUGUAGACAGCUUGGAUGUGGUAAAGCAGUCACCGCUCAUCAAAAUGCCCACUUUGGUCAGGGAAGUGGCCCAAUAUUGCUGAAUAAUAUUCAGUGUUCUGGAAGUGAAAGCAACAUCACACAGUGCUCUCAUAGAGGAUUUGGAUCACACAACUGCAACCAUGGUGAAGAUGCUGGUGUUACUUGCUCAGGUACAGAAAAGCAGAGAAUCAGCUCCAAUCCACACUACAAUAUACUAAAGCUAAAAUAGAGCCCUGACUCUUUCUUACACUUACGACUUAUUGGUGGCACCGACUCCUGCUCUGGUAGAGUGGAGAUCCUGCAUGAUGGUCAGUGGGGAACAGUGUGUGAUAAUGACUGGGACCUGAAUGAUGCAGAGGUGGUGUGUAGACAGCUUGGAUGUGGUAAAGCAGUCACCGCUCAUCAAAAUGCCCACUUUGGUCAGGGAAGUGGCCCAAUAUUGCUGAAUAAUAUUCAGUGUUCUGGAAGUGAAAGCAACAUCACACAGUGCUCUCAUAGAGGAUUUGGAUCACACAACUGCAACCAUGGUGAAGAUGCUGGUGUUACUUGCUCAGGUAACAUACGACUUAUUGGUGGCACCGACUCCUGCUCUGGUAGAGUGGAGAUCCUGCAUGAUGGUCAGUGGGGAACAGUGUGUGAUAAUGACUGGGACCUGAAUGAUGCAGAGGUGGUGUGUAGACAGCUUGGAUGUGGUAAAGCAGUCACCGCUCAUCAAAAUGCCCACUUUGGUCAGGGAAGUGGCCCAAUAUUGCUGAAUAAUAUUCAGUGUUCUGGAAGUGAAAGCAACAUCACACAGUGCUCUCAUAGAGGAUUUGGAUCACACAACUGCAACCAUGGUGAAGAUGCUGGUGUUACUUGCUCAGGUACAGAAAAGCAGAGAAUCAGCUCCAAUCCACACUACAAUAUACUAAAGCUAAAAUAGAGCCCUGACUCUUUCUUACACUUACGACUUAUUGGUGGCACCGACUCCUGCUCUGGUAGAGUGGAGAUCCUGCAUGAUGGUCAGUGGGGAACAGUGUGUGAUAAUGACUGGAACCUGAAUGUUGCAGAGGUGGUGUGUAGACAGCUUGGAUGUGGUAAAGCUGUCACCGCUCAUCAAAGUGCCCACUUUGGUCAGGGAAGUGGCCCAAUAUUGCUGAAUAAUAUUCAGUGUUCUGGAAGUGAAAGCAACAUCACACAGUGCUCUCAUAGUGGAUUUGGAUCACACAACUGCAGCCAUGGUGACGAUGCUGGUGUUACUUGCUCAGGGUCUGGCAGGAGUAACAUGCGACUCAUUGGUGGCAACAACAACUGCUCUGGUAGAGUGGAGAUCCUGCAUGAUGGUCAGUGGGGAACAGUGUGUGAUAAUGACUGGGACCUGAAUGAUGCAGAGGUGGUGUGUAGACAGCUUGGAUGUGGUAAAGCGGUCACCGCUCAUCAAAAUGCCCACUUUGGUCAGGGAAGUGGCCCAAUAUGGCUGGAUAAUGUUCAGUGUUCUGGAAGUGAAAGCAACAUCACACAGUGCUCUCAUAGAGAUUUUGGAUCACACGAGUGCAGCCAUGGUGAAGAUGCUGGUGUUACUUGCUCAGAUGGCGCUAACAUACGACUCAUUGGUGGCACCGACUCCUGCUCUGGUAGAGUGGAGAUCCUGCAUGAUGGUCAGUGGGGAACAGUGUGUGAUAAUGACUGGGACCUGAAUGAUGCAGAGGUGGUGUGUAGACAGCUUGGAUGUGGUAAAGCAGUCACCGCUCAUCAAAAUGCCCACUUUGGUCAGGGAAGUGGCCCAAUAUUGCUGAAUAAUAUUCAGUGUUCUGGAAGUGAAUGCAACAUCACACAGUGCUCUCAUAGAGGAUUUGGAUCACACAACUGCAGCCAUGGUGAAGAUGCUGGUGUUACUUGCUCAGAUUCAUUAUCAUAAAUUAAUAUAACAUGAAUUUUGAUGUUUGUCUUGUAAGGUAACAUACGACUUAUUGGUGGCACCGACUCCUGCUCUGGUAGAGUGGAGAUCCUGCAUGAUGGUCAGUGGGGAACAGUGUGUGAUAAUGACUGGAACCUGAAUGAUGCAGACGUGGUGUGUAGACAGCUUGGAUGUGGUAAAGCUGUCACCGCUCAUCAAAGUGCCCACUUUGGUCAGGGAAGUGGCCCAAUAUUGCUGAAUAAUAUUCAGUGUUCUGGAAGUGAAAGCAACAUCACACAGUGCUCUCAUAGUGGAUUUGGAUCACACAACUGCAGCCAUGGAGACGAUGCUGGUGUUACUUGCUCAGGUACAUGUAACAUGCGACUCAUUGGUGGCAACAACAACUGCUCUGGUAGAGUGGAGAUCCUGCAUGAUGGUCAGUGGGGAACAGUGUGUGAUGAUAUCUGGGACCUGAAUGAUGCAGAGGUGGUGUGUAGACAGCUUGGAUGUGGUAAAGCGGUCACCGCUCAUCAAAAUGCCCACUUUGGUCAGGGAAGUGGUCCAAUAUGGCUGGAUAAUGUUCAGUGUUCUGGAAGUGAAAGCAACAUCACACAGUGCUCUCAUAGAGGAUUUGGAUCACACAACUGCAACCAUGGUGAAGAUGCUGGUGUUACUUGCUCAGGUAACAUACAACUCAUUGGUGGCACCGACUCCUGCUCUGGUACAGUGGAGAUCCUGCACAGUGGUCAGUGGGGAACAGUGUGUGAUGAUGACUGGAACCUGAAUGAUGCAGAUGUGGUGUGUAGACAGCUUGGAUGUGGUAAAGCUGUCACUGCUCAUCAAAAUGCCCACUUUGGUCAGGGAAGUGGCCCAAUAUUGCUGAAUAAUGUUCAGUGUUCUGGAAGUGAACGCUCCAUCACACAGUGCUCUCAUAGAGGAUUUGGAUCACACAACUGCAACCAUGGUGAAGAUGCUGGUGUUACUUGCUCAGAUGGCGCUAACAUACGAUUCAUUGGUGGCACCGACUCCUGCUCUGGUAGAGUGGAGAUCCUGCACAGUGGUCAGUGGGGAACAGUGUGUGAUGAUGACUGGGACCUGAAUGAUGCAGAGGUGGUGUGUAGACAGAUUGGAUGUGGUAAAGCGGUCACCGCUCAUCAAAAUGCCCACUUUGGUCAGGGAAGUGGCCCAAUAUGGCUGGAUGAUGUUCCGUGUUCUGGAAGUGAACGCAGCAUCACACAGUGCUCUCAUAGAGGAUUUGGAUCACACAACUGCAACCAUGGUGAAGAUGCUGGUGUUACUUGCUCAGGUAACAUACAACUCAUUAAUGGCACCGACUCCUGCUCUGGUAGAGUGGAGAUCCUGCAUGAUGGUCAGUGGGGAACAGUGUGUGAUAAUGACUGGGACCUGAAUGAUGCAGAGGUGGUGUGUAGACAGCUUGGAUGUGGUAAAGCUGUCACCGCUCAUCAAAGUGCCCACUUUGGUCAGGGAAGUGGCCCAAUAUUGCUGAAUAAUAUUCAGUGUUCUGGAAGUGAAAGCAGCAUCACACAGUGCUCUCAUAGUGGAUUUGGAUCACACGGCUGCAGCCAUGGUGAAGAUGCAGGUGUUACUUGCUCAGGUACAUGUUGUAACAUGCGACUCAUUGGUGGCAACAACAACUGCUCUGGUAGAGUGGAGAUCCUGCACAGUGGUCAGUGGGGAACAGUGUGUGAUAAUGACUGGGACCUGAAUGAUGCAGAGGUGGUGUGUAGACAGCUUGGAUGUGGUAAAGCUGUCACCGCUCAUCAAAAUGCCCACUUUGGUCAGGGAAGUGGCCCAAUAAUGCUGAAUAAUGUUCAGUGUUCUGGAAGUGAAAGCAACAUCACACAGUGCUCUCAUAGAGAAUUUGGAUCACACGACUGCAGCCAUGGUGAAGAUGCUGGUGUUACUUGCUCAGAUGGCGCUAACAUACGACUCAUUGGUGGCACCGACUCCUGCUCUGGUAGAGUGGAGAUCCUGCAUGAUGGUCAGUGGGGAACAGUGUGUGAUAAUGACUGGGACCUGAAUGAUGCAGAGGUGGUGUGUAGACAGCUUGGAUGUGGUAAAGCAGUCACCGCUCAUCAAAAUGCCCACUUUGGUCAGGGAAGUGGCCCAAUAUUGCUGAAUAAUAUUCAGUGUUCUGGAAGUGAAAGCAACAUCACACAGUGCUCUCAUAGAGGAUUUGGAUCACACAACUGCAACCAUGGUGAAGAUGCUGGUGUUACUUGCUCAGGUACAGAAAAGCAGAGAAUCAGCUCCAAUCCACACUACAAUAUACUAAAGCUAAAAUAGAGCCCUGACUCUUUCUUACACUUACGACUUAUUGGUGGCACCGACUCCUGCUCUGGUAGAGUGGAGAUCCUGCAUGAUGGUCAGUGGGGAACAGUGUGUGAUAAUGACUGGGACCUGAAUGAUGCAGAGGUGGUGUGUAGACAGCUUGGAUGUGGUAAAGCAGUCACCGCUCAUCAAAAUGCCCACUUUGGUCAGGGAAGUGGCCCAAUAUUGCUGAAUAAUAUUCAGUGUUCUGGAAGUGAAAGCAACAUCACACAGUGCUCUCAUAGAGGAUUUGGAUCACACAACUGCAACCAUGGUGAAGAUGCUGGUGUUACUUGCUCAGGUAACAUACGACUUAUUGGUGGCACCGACUCCUGCUCUGGUAGAGUGGAGAUCCUGCAUGAUGGUCAGUGGGGAACAGUGUGUGAUAAUGACUGGGACCUGAAUGAUGCAGAGGUGGUGUGUAGACAGCUUGGAUGUGGUAAAGCAGUCACCGCUCAUCAAAAUGCCCACUUUGGUCAGGGAAGUGGCCCAAUAUUGCUGAAUAAUAUUCAGUGUUCUGGAAGUGAAAGCAACAUCACACAGUGCUCUCAUAGAGGAUUUGGAUCACACAACUGCAACCAUGGUGAAGAUGCUGGUGUUACUUGCUCAGGUACAGAAAAGCAGAGAAUCAGCUCCAAUCCACACUACAAUAUACUAAAGCUAAAAUAGAGCCCUGACUCUUUCUUACACUUACGACUUAUUGGUGGCACCGACUCCUGCUCUGGUAGAGUGGAGAUCCUGCAUGAUGGUCAGUGGGGAACAGUGUGUGAUAAUGACUGGAACCUGAAUGUUGCAGAGGUGGUGUGUAGACAGCUUGGAUGUGGUAAAGCUGUCACCGCUCAUCAAAGUGCCCACUUUGGUCAGGGAAGUGGCCCAAUAUUGCUGAAUAAUAUUCAGUGUUCUGGAAGUGAAAGCAACAUCACACAGUGCUCUCAUAGUGGAUUUGGAUCACACAACUGCAGCCAUGGUGACGAUGCUGGUGUUACUUGCUCAGUCUCGUUUCCUCGUAACAUGCGACUCAUUGGUGGCAACAACAACUGCUCUGGUAGAGUGGAGAUCCUGCAUGAUGGUCAGUGGGGAACAGUGUGUGAUAAUGACUGGGACCUGAAUGAUGCAGAGGUGGUGUGUAGACAGCUUGGAUGUGGUAAAGCGGUCACCGCUCAUCAAAAUGCCCACUUUGGUCAGGGAACUGGCCCAAUAUGGCUGGAUAAUGUUCAGUGUUCUGGAAGUGAAAGCAACAUCACACAGUGCUCUCAUAGAGAUUUUGGAUCACACGAGUGCAGCCAUGGUGAAGAUGCUGGUGUUACUUGCUCAGGUACAGAAAAGCAGAGAAUCAGCUCCAAUGGCGCUAACAUACGACUCAUUGGUGGCACCGACUCCUGCUCUGGUAGAGUGGAGAUCCUGCAUGAUGGUCAGUGGGGAACAGUGUGUGAUAAUGACUGGGACCUGAAUGAUGCAGAGGUGGUGUGUAGACAGCUUGGAUGUGGUAAAGCAGUCACCGCUCAUCAAAAUGCCCACUUUGGUCAGGGAAGUGGCCCAAUAUUGCUGAAUAAUAUUCAGUGUUCUGGAAGUGAAAGCAACAUCACACAGUGCUCUCAUAGAGGAUUUGGAUCACACAACUGCAACCAUGGUGAAGAUGCUGGUGUUACUUGCUCAGGUACAGAAAAGCAGAGAAUCAGUAACAUACGACUUAUUGGUGGCACCGACUCCUGCUCUGGUAGAGUGGAGAUCCUGCAUGAUGGUCAGUGGGGAACAGUGUGUGAUAAUGACUGGUACCUGAAUGAUGCAGAGGUGGUGUGUAGACAGCUUGGAUGUGGUAAAGCAGUCACCGCUCAUCAAAAUGCCCACUUUGGUCAGGGAAGUGGCCCAAUAUUGCUGAAUAAUAUUCAGUGUUCUGGAAGUGAAAGCAACAUCACACAGUGCUCUCAUAGAGGAUUUGGAUCACACAACUGCAACCAUGGUGAAGAUGCUGGUGUUACUUGCUCAGGUACAGAAAAGCAGAGAAUACGACUUAUUGGUGGCACCGACUCCUGCUCUGGUAGAGUGGAGAUCCUGCAUGAUGGUCAGUGGGGAACAGUGUGUGAUAAUGACUGGAACCUGAAUGUUGCAGAGGUGGUGUGUAGACAGCUUGGAUGUGGUAAAGCUGUCACCGCUCAUCAAAGUGCCCACUUUGGUCAGGGAAGUGGCCCAAUAUUGCUGAAUAAUAUUCAGUGUUCUGGAAGUGAAAGCAACAUCACACAGUGCUCUCAUAGUGGAUUUGGAUCACACAACUGCAGCCAUGGUGACGAUGCUGGUGUUACUUGCUCAGGUACAUUACCUAGUAACAUGCGACUCAUUGGUGGCAACAACAACUGCUCUGGUAGAGUGGAGAUCCUGCAUGAUGGUCAGUGGGGAACAGUGUGUGAUAAUGACUGGGACCUGAAUGAUGCAGAGGUGGUGUGUAGACAGCUUGGAUGUGGUAAAGCGGUCACCGCUCAUCAAAAUGCCCACUUUGGUCAGGGAAGUGGCCCAAUAUGGCUGGAUAAUGUUCAGUGUUCUGGAAGUGAAAGCAACAUCACACAGUGCUCUCAUAGAGAUUUUGGAUCACACGAGUGCAGCCAUGGUGAAGAUGCUGGUGUUACUUGCUCAGGUACAGAAAAGCAGAGAAUCAGCUCCAAUGGCGCUAACAUACGACUCAUUGGUGGCACCGACUCCUGCUCUGGUAGAGUGGAGAUCCUGCAUGAUGGUCAGUGGGGAACAGUGUGUGAUAAUGACUGGGACCUGAAUGAUGCAGAGGUGGUGUGUAGACAGCUUGGAUGUGGUAAAGCAGUCACCGCUCAUCAAAAUGCCCACUUUGGUCAGGGAAGUGGCCCAAUAUUGCUGAAUAAUAUUCAGUGUUCUGGAAGUGAAAGCAACAUCACACAGUGCUCUCAUAGAGGAUUUGGAUCACACAACUGCAACCAUGGUGAAGAUGCUGGUGUUACUUGCUCAGGUAACAUACGACUUAUUGGUGGCACCGACUCCUGCUCUGGUAGAGUGGAGAUCCUGCAUGAUGGUCAGUGGGGAACAGUGUGUGAUAAUGACUGGUACCUGAAUGAUGCAGAGGUGGUGUGUAGACAGCUUGGAUGUGGUAAAGCAGUCACCGCUCAUCAAAAUGCCCACUUUGGUCAGGGAAGUGGCCCAAUAUUGCUGAAUAAUAUUCAGUGUUCUGGAAGUGAAAGCAACAUCACACAGUGCUCUCAUAGAGGAUUUGGAUCACACAACUGCAACCAUGGUGAAGAUGCUGGUGUUACUUGCUCAGGUACAGAAAAGCAGAGAAUCAGUAACAUACGACUUAUUGGUGGCACCGACUCCUGCUCUGGUAGAGUGGAGAUCCUGCAUGAUGGUCAGUGGGGAACAGUGUGUGAUAAUGACUGGUACCUGAAUGAUGCAGAGGUGGUGUGUAGACAGCUUGGAUGUGGUAAAGCAGUCACCGCUCAUCAAAAUGCCCACUUUGGUCAGGGAAGUGGCCCAAUAUUGCUGAAUAAUAUUCAGUGUUCUGGAAGUGAAAGCAACAUCACACAGUGCUCUCAUAGAGGAUUUGGAUCACACAACUGCAACCAUGGUGAAGAUGCUGGUGUUACUUGCUCAGGUACAGAAAAGCAGAGAAUCAGUAACAUACGACUUAUUGGUGGCACCGACUCCUGCUCUGGUAGAGUGGAGAUCCUGCAUGAUGGUCAGUGGGGAACAGUGUGUGAUAAUGACUGGAACCUGAAUGUUGCAGAGGUGGUGUGUAGACAGCUUGGAUGUGGUAAAGCUGUCACCGCUCAUCAAAGUGCCCACUUUGGUCAGGGAAGUGGCCCAAUAUUGCUGAAUAAUAUUCAGUGUUCUGGAAGUGAAAGCAACAUCACACAGUGCUCUCAUAGUGGAUUUGGAUCACACAACUGCAGACAUGGUGACGAUGCUGGUGUUACUUGCUCAGGUACAUUACCUAGUAACAUGCGACUCAUUGGUGGCAACAACAACUGCUCUGGUAGAGUGGAGAUCCUGCAUGAUGGGCAGUGGGGAACAGUGUGUGAUAAUGACUGGGACCUGAAUGAUGCAGAGGUGGUGUGUAGACAGCUUGGAUGUGGUAAAGCUGUCACCGCUCAUCAAAAUGCCCACUUUGGUCAGGGAAGUGGCCCAAUAUGGCUGGAUAAUGUUCAGUGUUCUGGAAGUGAAAGCAACAUCACACAGUGCUCUCAUAGAGAUUUUGGAUCACAUGAGUGCAGCCAUGGUGAAGAUGCUGGUGUUACUUGCUCAGAUGGCUCUAACAUACGACUCAUUGGUGGCACCGACUCCUGCUCUGGUAGAGUGGAGAUCCUGCAUGAUGGUCAGUGGGGAACAGUGUGUGAUAAUGACUGGGACCUGAAUGAUGCAGAGGUGGUGUGUAGACAGCUUGGAUGUGGUAAAGCAGUCACCGCUCAUCAAAAUGCCCACUUUGGUCAGGGAAGUGGCCCAAUAUUGGUGAAUCAUAUUCAGUGUUCUGGAAGUGAAAGCAACAUCACACAGUGCUCUCAUAGAGGAUUUGGAUCACACAACUGCAGCCAUGGUGAAGAUGCUGGUGUUACUUGCUCAGGUACAGAAAAGCAGAGAAUCAGCUCCAAUCCACACUACAAUAUACUAAAGCUAAAAUAGAGCCCUGACUCUUUCUUACACUUACGACUUAUUGGUGGCACCGACUCCUGCUCUGGUAGAGUGGAGAUCCUGCAUGAUGGUCAGUGGGGAACAGUGUGUGAUGAUGACUGGGACCUGAAUGAUGCAGAGGUGGUGUGUAGACAGCUUGGAUGUGGUAAAGCUGUCACCGCUCAUCAAAAUGCCCACUUUGGUCAGGGAAGUGGCCCAAUAUUGCUGAAUAAUAUUCAGUGUUCUGGAAGUGAAAGCAACAUCACACAGUGCUCUCAUAUUGGAUUUGGAUCACACAACUGCAGCCAUGGUGACGAUGCUGGUGUUACUUGCUCAGGUACAUGUUGUAACAUGCGACUCAUUGGUGGCAACAACAACUGCUCUGGUAGAGUGGAGAUCCUGCAUGAUGGUCAGUGGGGAACAGUGUGUGAUAAUGACUGGAACCUGAAUGAUGCAGAGGUGGUGUGUAGACAGCUUGGAUGUGGUAAAGCUGUCACCGCUCAUCAAAAUGCCCACUUUGGUCAGGGAAGUGGCCCAAUAUGGCUGGAUAAUGUUCAGUGUUCUGGAAGUGAAAGCAACAUCACACAGUGCUCUCAUAGAGAAUUUGGAUCACACGACUGCAGCCAUGGUGAAGAUGCUGGUGUUACUUGCUCAGGUACAGAAAAGCAGAGAAUCAGCUCCAAUGGCGCUAACAUACGACUCAUUGGUGGCACCGACUCCUGCUCUGGUAGAGUGGAGAUCCUGCAUGAUGGUCAGUGGGGAACAGUGUGUGAUAAUGACUGGGACCUGAAUGAUGCAGAGGUGGUGUGUAGACAGCUUGGAUGUGGUAAAGCUGUCACCGCUCAUCAAAGUGCCCACUUUGGUCAGGGAAGUGGCCCAAUAUUGCUGAAUAAUGUUCAGUGUUCUGGAAGUGAAAGCAGCAUCACACAGUGCUCUCAUAGUGGAUCUGGAUCACACAACUGCAACCAUGGUGAAGAUGCUGGUGUUACUUGCUCAGGUAACAUGCGACUCAUUGGUGGCAACAACAACUGCUCUGGUAGAGUGGAGAUCCUGCAUGAUGGUCAGUGGGGAACAGUGUGUGAUAAUGACUGGGACCUGAAUGAUGCAGAGGUGGUGUGUAGACAGCUUGGAUGUGGUAAAGCUGUCACCGCUCAUCAAAAUGCCCACUUUGGUCAGGGAAGUGGUCCAAUAUGGCUGAAUAAUAUUCAGUGUUCUGGAAGUGAAAGCAACAUCACACAGUGCUCUCAUAGUGGAUUUGGAUCACACAACUGCAGCCAUGGUGAAGAUGCUGGUGUUACUUGCUCAGGUACAGAAAAGCAGAGAAUCAGCUCCAAUGGCGCUAACAUACGAUUCAUUAAUGGCACCGACUCCUGCUCUGGUAGAGUGGAGAUCCUGCAUGAUGGUCAGUGGGGAACAGUGUGUGAUAAUGACUGGGACCUGAAUGAUGCAGAGGUGGUGUGUAGACAGCUUGGAUGUGGUAAAGCGGUCACCGCUCAUCAAAAUGCCCACUUUGGUCAGGGAAGUGGCCCAAUAUGGCUGGAUGAUGUUCAGUGUUCUGGAAGUGAAAGCAGCAUCACACAGUGCUCUCAUAGAGGAUUUGGAUCACACAACUGCAGCCAUGGUGAAGAUGCUGGUGUUACUUGCUCAGGUACAGAAAAGCAGAGAAUCAGUAACAUACAACUCAUUAAUGGCACCGACUCCUGCUCUGGUAGAGUGGAGAUCCUGCAUGAUGGUCAGUGGGGAACAGUGUGUGAUGAUGACUGGGACCUGAAUGAUGCAGAGGUGGUGUGUAGACAGCUUGGAUGUGGUAAAGCUGUCACCGCUCAUCAAAAUGCCCACUUUGGUCAGGGAAGUGGCCCAAUAUGGCUGAAUAAUGUUCAGUGUUCUGGAAGUGAAAGCAACAUCACACAGUGCUCUCAUAGAGGAUUUGGAUCACACAACUGCAGCCAUGGUGAAGAUGCUGGUGUUACUUGCUCAGGUACAGAUGUCUUAGAUGACGCUAACAUACGCCUAAUUGGUGGCAACAACAACUGCUCUGGUAGAGUGGAGAUCCUGCAUGAUGGUCAGUGGGGAACAGUGUGUGAUGAUGACUGGAACCUGAAUGAUGCAGAGGUGGUGUGUAGACAGCUUGGAUGUGGUAAAGCGGUCACCGCUCAUCAAAAUGCCCACUUUGGUCAGGGAAGUGGCCCAAUAUGGCUGGAUGAUGUUCAGUGUUCUGGAAGUGAAAGCAACAUCACACAGUGCUCUCAUAGAGGAUUUGGAUCACACAACUGCAGCCAUGGUGAAGACGCUGGUGUUACUUGCUCAGGUAACAUACGACUCAUUGGUGGCACCGACUCCUGCUCUGGUAGAGUGGAGAUCCUGCAUGAUGGCCAGUGGGGAACAGUGUGUGAUGAUGAUUGGGACCUGAAUGAUGCAGAGGUGGUGUGUAGACAGCUUGGAUGUGGUAAAGCGGUCACUGCUCAUCAAAAUGCCCACUUUGGUCAGGGAUGUGACCCAAUAUGGCUGGAUGAUGUUCGGUGCUCUGGAAGUGAAAGCACCAUCACACAUUGCUCUCAUAAUGGAUUUGGCUCACACGACUGCGGCCAUAGUGAAGAUGCUGGUGUUACUUGCUCAGGUUUUCAGAAGGGUCCAAAAGCAGAUUCUGUCAAUCAGGGAAACUACUUCUGUAUUUAUGACACUACCGUGUCGUCACAUACGUUUACUUCUACUACUGCAUCCCAGGUCAUCAUUGCAAAAGAAUCUCUGCCUCACUACAUUGGUAUUGGAGUGACAGCAGGACUGCUUCUCAUCUUCAUUCCAGUCAUCAUUUGUUUUGUAAAAAGACAAAAAGAUCAUAUGGAUAAGGAGGAGGACACACAGCAUGCCAAAACCACAUACAAGAGUUUCCAAGAAGAGGACACAGAAAACAAAGCCACUAAUAAAAACACAAAAACUAUUUUCCAGCAGAAGAAUGAUGCAUACAACUCUGAUAUUGACUGUGAUGAGUGAUGUGGAGUGAAGGAGAGUACCUUGCUUUUGAUGCUGAGGUACAAAGAAGUGAUAUGGACCAGGACUUUGUUGAGAAUUAAACAGUUGCUCAGUAUCUAUAGUCCACAAACAAUAACAUGGUUAAAUUGGAUCAUUUUCCAUUGUUAAGAUACUAUAUUUUCUAGUUGUUUGGGUUGGUCUAGUUGUUUUAGAAUAAGUUUGAUUCCUCUGUUUAGAUGUUACUAUUUUAAAACGUUUUAUUUUCAUACGACUUUAUUGUUACCUGUUUAUCUCAUUGCUACUUGACAUUAAAAUGGUUUAGAGGUCCAGUACAGAUUGAUAUUUAUAUUCAAAUUUUAAUUUUGUAUUUUUAAUAUUAAAUAUCAAAAUACAUGAAAAUAUAAAUGAUCAGCGUUUUUAUCAGUUUUUAUCAGUUUUAUCAUUGGUGAAUCAGCGUUUUUAGUGCACUGAAAUCAGAAAAUAAGGAUGGGACUUGAAAUUAAUAUUUAAAUCUUAUAUCACUCAUAAACUUCCAAGUCAAGUAGAGUCUAUUGGGAUAUUCAGAUUAGAUUUAGAUUAAAAAUGUCAUAUAAUUUUGUUUAUAUAUAAAAUUUUGUCUGUUUUUCUUAAUAUUGUUAUAAUUUGAUUUUCAGGUUUUAUGUAAUUUAGUGAAUUUUUAGUCCUUUUUAUCUAUGUACUUUAUUUACUCUUACCU
Messenger RNA from Hemibagrus wyckioides, 18232 nucleotides. RefSeq lists its product as uncharacterized. The record is from RefSeq and is a predicted model, not a curated record. NCBI's taxonomy places the organism in Eukaryota, Metazoa, Chordata, Actinopteri, Siluriformes, Bagridae. The transcript has 63 exons. Gene Ontology annotation, cellular component: membrane.